CACACCCCACCCUGCUCUCGCACCAACACAGCCGGGGCGGUGCCAUCAGGGUGGGUAACUCGGCCCCCGCACAGCCAGAGCGGAUGGCUUGCGCCAACGUGCCCAGCGCUGGCCCUUCCUCAUGUGGGUGACUUGCAUCCGUGUCCAGUGCAGUCCCCGUGUAGGUGAAUUGUGCCCGCACACCUAGCCGCACCCUGUGUUCACGACUCACACUAUGCUCUGCCCGCCUGGGAGUGGGCUGUACCCAAUGUGCCUAACACCAGCCUCAAUUGAAUGACUCAUGCCAACCCUCCUGUUGCUGCUGCCAGGAAUUCACAUUCCCCAGUGAAAAUGGAGACAUUAAGGGACCUAUCUGUGAAGGAGCUCCAGGAGCUGCAAGGGAAUUCUGAGGAGAUCCAGCGUCUGGCACUGGAAUCAACAGAGGUCCAGGAACUACAGCUGGAAAGGGAGAUGGCCUUGGCCACAAACCGAAGCCUGGCAGAGCAGAACCUGGAGUUCCAGACGCCGCUGGAAACUGGCCGCACAAACCUUUCCGACAGAUACCAGAAGCUGCAGAAGCUGGCAGAACGGUGCCAGGAGCAGAAGGCAAAACUGGAGAAAUUCUCUGCGGUGAUGCAGCCUGGGACCCUGUUAAAUCUUCUGCAGGUGGAGGGCCAAAGGAUCGAAGAGGAAUCUGAGACUAUGGCCGAGAAGUUCCUGGAGGGCGAAGUGCCACUGGAGAUAUUUCUUGAGCAGUUUUCCUCCAUGAGGAAGUUGUCCCACCUGCGACGGGUCAGAGUGGAAAAGCUCCAAGAGGUACUGAGGAAGUCUGAAGCUUCACAGGAACCAGCCAGUGAUUCUCAUUUUAACCACCAGCAUCCUGCUCCUCUCAUAACUCCUGGGCCUGCUGACGAGCAGCAGCCACAGCCCUUCCAAUCAGGAACACCAUCCUUCCCUUUGCCCUAUAGUCCAGCCCCAGGCAUGCCUGUAGGCCCUACAGCCCAUGGAGCUCUCCAACCUGCUCCUUUCUCUGGAGCACCAGUUAUAAUGGGACCCCUCACCUCCUCUCAGCCAAGCACCCAACCCACAUUUCCCUAUAAACCAGCUUCUGGAUACCCACCUGGAGGCUCGACACCAGGAUACUCCCAGCCUCAGACAAGAGGCUUAUCUUCAACUCCAGGGUACCCUGGGUCUCCGUGCAGAGGUCCACCACCUGCCUCAGGUUACCCUCAAUCCCAGCCCAGAGCUCCAUCUGGACUGGGGUACCCCCAGCCUCCCCAGCCUCCAUAUUUCCCACCAGGAGGUGGAAGAACACAGUGUCCAUACCCAACCCAGCCACCGCUACCUAGUUUCCCAAUUCCAUCCCAGUCUCCAUAUCCCCCAGCUUCACAUUCUCCCUUUGGAUACCCACCACCUCGAGGCCCUUCUUGGCCUGGAUACUAGUCAGUACUUCGGGAGAGCUUGCUUCAUCAUCCUCUCCUGUGUCAUGGUCUGAGAUAUCGAUCCUUGCUGAGAAAUAAGCGAAAGAAGAAAGAGCUGGGAGUGUUGUCCUCAGAUCCAUACAUGUAUAAGCAUUAUGUAUGAUGAGAGGUGUGGUUCUGGUGUCAUAUACACACUAGCAGCAUAAGGUGUAAGACAAAGUGGACCGUAACAGGACAUCCGAGGAUUGCACUAUUUUAUGUUUUGGUUAAUGAAUAAUACCGUGUGAUGACUGCUGGCAUUCUUCAGUGGCCACUUGUACUGGUUGGUCAUUCGAAACCGUGUUAGAAAAUACAAAUAGUGGGCCAGAUAAAUGGGCAAAACAUGCACCAGCUGAGGACCUGUGUGUGAGAUGCCUGUGUGUAUAUGGAUAUAUACCAAAAGAAUUCUAAACACAUAGGUUUGUGAGAGAUGGAGUGAGAAUAUUAAACAAUAUUUGACCAGAAAUGCUCAUAUUUCUUCCCAGAGAACUCACUUGGAAACUAGAUUAGCAGAGUCAGCCAGAUUCAGAAUCAAUGCAUAAUUUAUCUUGUCAAUGAUAAAUGACUAGCAUGUUGGGAUAGGUGAGCCUUUGAUAUGCCCCAUGUCACUGUAGCAUAACUCCAAAAUCAGCUUCAGUCCUGCCAUUCCCAGCACACUGCAGGGCCAACAUUUCCUUACCACUACAAUUUUACUGUAAAGCAAAGGUCUGUCCAGUGCUGCCACUGUCUAUCCACUUCAGCUGUUUCCAGCCUACUCGUGGGAAAAGGCCUCUUUAGCACUGGCCCCUUUUAGCUAUGAGACUGGCUGAGCCCUCCUUUGCAGGAUGUGGAUUAUCACAGGGAAGGCAUCAGGGUCAUGAAAUAUCCCUGGGAUUUGAUAUGUGGAAUAUCAGUACUGCCAUGGAGAUAAAAUGGAUUGGCGUGAUGCUUCUGGAGCUGCUAGCAAUUUGGAGGCGAGGCAGCAUGUGCCUUGACCUGUAGAAAUCUGGGUGACUAAGCCUUAUUUGCUGAUUGAUGGUGGAAACACUACUACUAUCCAAACUUUGGUAAUGGUUCAGUGAAGCACUGAGGCAUGUAAGGCCUCCUGCAAUGCCUCUUCCUUCUCUCUAGUGACCUGCGGUAGGGUUGAAGGUACACUGGAUCAUGAAGCAUCCAGUAUCCCUUGCAUUACCCCGCCCCCUGCCCCUUUCCUCCUAUGUUGACCUGAGGAAACAAUGGACCCAACAGAGAGAAUGAAGGAUUCUGAACAUAAAUGGUAUUUUGCUUUGCUCUGCACUUACCUACCAAAUUCUGUUUGCUUGUCUGUAAGUUAUUUAUAAAGAUAGAUGACUAAUGGACUAGACCAGAUUGAAUGCUUUUGAAUUUGGUGGAAACAGUUCCCUAUCUGUGAUUAAUUAGAGUAAUAAAACUUGAUUAAUUGCA
Chelonoidis abingdonii (Abingdon island giant tortoise) is the source of this 2861-nucleotide messenger RNA. It is a transcript of the gene VPS37C, whose product is annotated as VPS37C subunit of ESCRT-I. Gene Ontology annotation, biological process: protein targeting to vacuole; protein targeting to membrane; ubiquitin-dependent protein catabolic process via the multivesicular body sorting pathway. Gene Ontology annotation, cellular component: ESCRT I complex. Lineage: Eukaryota; Metazoa; Chordata; Testudines; Testudinidae. The record is from RefSeq and is a predicted model, not a curated record.